Cyprinodon tularosa is the source of this 1868-nucleotide messenger RNA. RefSeq names its product ribose-phosphate pyrophosphokinase 2-like. The coding region runs from base 190 to 1146 and encodes 318 amino acids. Gene Ontology annotation, cellular component: ribose phosphate diphosphokinase complex; cytoplasm. Gene Ontology annotation, biological process: 5-phosphoribose 1-diphosphate biosynthetic process; purine nucleotide biosynthetic process. The transcript has 7 exons. The record is from RefSeq and is a predicted model, not a curated record. Lineage: Eukaryota; Metazoa; Chordata; Actinopteri; Cyprinodontiformes; Cyprinodontidae. Gene Ontology annotation, molecular function: magnesium ion binding; ribose phosphate diphosphokinase activity.
UCUCUGCCUACUGUCCCCAGUGCUGCAACUGUGCCAUGCUCAAGCUGCAACAUUAGCACUCUCUUUUUUUUUCCUCCCCCUUUUCUUCACCCUGUGGGGAGACCCCUUAUAUCUUCCGCGAUCUUCUUCUUCAGUUUGUUUUUAACCCAUCUGCUCCGUGGUCCUUUUGUUUCUUUUUUUUUUUUUAACAUGCCUAACAUCGUGCUUUUCAGCGGGAGCUCCCAUCAUGACCUGUCCCAAAAAGUGGCUGAUCGGCUCGGGCUGGAGCUGGGGAAGGUGAUCACCAAGAAGUUUAGCAACCAGGAGACAUGUGUGGAGAUCGGGGAGAGCGUGCGCGGCGAGGACGUGUACAUCAUACAGAGCGGCUGCGGCGAAAUCAACGACAAUCUAAUGGAGCUGUUGAUCAUGAUAAACGCCUGCAAGAUAGCCUCCUCGUCCCGCGUAACAGCCGUCAUCCCUUGCUUCCCGUACGCCCGGCAGGACAAGAAAGACAAGAGUCGAGCACCGAUUUCUGCCAAACUGGUUGCUAACAUGCUGUCCGUGGCGGGCGCUGAUCACAUCAUCACCAUGGACCUCCACGCCUCGCAGAUCCAGGGAUUUUUUGACAUUGCGGUGGAUAACCUGUACGCUGAGCCGGCCGUCCUGCAGUGGGUUAAAGAAAACAUUCCUGAAUGGAAGGACUGCAUCAUCGUGUCUCCAGAUGCUGGCGGAGCCAAGCGCGUGACAUCCAUCGCCGACCGCCUGAACGUGGACUUUGCCCUCAUCCACAAAGAGAGGAAGAAGGCCAACGAAGUAGACCGCAUGGUUCUGGUCGGGGACGUCAAGGACCGAGUGGCCAUCAUGGUGGAUGACAUGGCCGACACCUGCGGCACCAUCUGCCACGCCGCCGACAAGCUGAUCGACGCCGGCGCCACCAAGGUCUAUGCCAUCCUCACACAUGGUAUAUUCUCGGGCCCGGCCAUCUCUCGCAUCAACAGCGCCCCAUUCGAGGCCGUGGUGGUGACCAACACCAUCCCACAGGAGGAGAAGAUGAAGGCGUGCCCAAAAAUUCAGGUCAUCGACAUCUCCAUGAUCCUGGCUGAAGCGAUCAGGAGGACCCACAACGGUGAAUCGGUUUCAUACCUCUUCAGCCACGUCCCACUGUGAGGAAGAACCACCCCGAUCCUCUGUAUGUCCUCCCAACGAGGCCACACGCCCGGCACUUUCCUGGCCUCUCACGUCCUGCGGCGAAGCCUCCAAUCGGCCUUGCUCCAGUGGCUCCUCAAAGGUCGCACCCUCCGUCAGUGACAUUUUCCACUCAGCAGACAAAACCAAGUUUUUAUUUAUGAGCUCAAUUCCUUUUCUUGUCAGUUUUCUCUUUCGGCCUCUGAUUCUUCUUGAUAACCAAGCGGGACGUCAUGACUUCAUUUUACCUCUUUUUUUUUUCUUUUUUUUUUCAGUUUUAGAUGCAUUCCUCUCUGGCAUGCAAAGAUUUAAAGUGUUUGAAUAAAAGUGUAGCCUGCACCCAAAGUAUUUACAUUAUGGUACCCUCUAACUCAGUCUAACUCCGUCACAGGAAUCCAUAUUUUCUUCUCGCUGAGCCACGACAAGUAUAAGCUGCUGUCAUGACUUCCCUCUGAUCUAAUCCUUCUAAUUGUACUAAAAUCAUUUCUAAAACUAACGCAAGAUGUCGUAGGUGUAUUGCCUACCCUUAAAAAAAAGGUCAUUAAAUAUAAUGAAGCCCAAAGCUUUACUUUUUUUGUUUUUAUUUUCUUUUUUUAAAUAGUGUUAAGAAUCCGGGCCUGAUUUGUUCCCAGCGGUAAUGGAGUCACUUCUGUUCAGUGAAGGCAGUGUGGCGCAGUGUGCCUGAAAGUGGCUCAAAAGGUGAU